Dissoconium aciculare CBS 342.82 is the source of this 2189-nucleotide messenger RNA. RefSeq lists its product as uncharacterized. The record is from RefSeq and is a predicted model, not a curated record. The coding region runs from base 143 to 1918 and encodes 591 amino acids. Gene Ontology annotation, molecular function: protein binding. Gene Ontology annotation, cellular component: microtubule cytoskeleton; cell tip. The transcript is spliced from 3 exons. Lineage: Eukaryota; Fungi; Ascomycota; Dothideomycetes; Mycosphaerellales; Dissoconiaceae. Gene Ontology annotation, biological process: establishment or maintenance of actin cytoskeleton polarity.
UAUCCUUUCCGGAAAAUCUGUAUGAAUACCAUCGCUACGGACGACAUUGCCAACGCCUGAUCGCAUUCCCUACCACCCACCACGACACAAUCGCACCGUGGAAAAAUUUCCGCCAUCGCAGUCCUGAGCGCAUAUCACCAAAAUGACGCGACCGGGCCUCGUUCGGGCCGACACUGUCGACCUACAAGACACCGAGAACCCCACCGCCUCCAAUCACCAGAAGCAUCCACAACCGAAUGGCAUUGCGCCGCACCAGGCCGCCCAGGUCCAACAUGCCAUGGAGGAGCGGCAUUCGGAGGAACAGAGUCUCGACAAUGUCUGGAGAGAUCAGGGCGAAGAAGAUGCAGGAGCGAACGGCGAGCAGGAAAAGACGAAUGGGGAGGAGGACCAUGGCGAAGCAGGAGAAUCGGAAGGGGAAAGCGAGGACGACAUGAUGGACAGGAUAUCGAGCUCGCCGAGCAUUGACGAUGGUGGGUUUUCUUUUCAUUCUUCGCCUCCGAUCACCGUGUGGCCGUCGUUGUCGCCGCGAUCCUGGCCGGCUCGCUAUUCUAGCUUGUCGGCUGGCACAUCGUCCGCUUCGACGCCGACUCGCGAGACUUUCAACCAGUCCGCAUGCAACUUGUCUUCGUCUUCGUCGUCGUCGCCCUUUGUCGAGUCGCCUCGAAAUCUGCCGCUACAUCCGUUGCGAUCGGUCAGAGGUAGCGUGUCCUAUGCGCGUUCACCUACGCGGUCCGAAUCCUUUUCGGGAGAGCAGCGGAUGGCGUGGUCGCCGGCAUUGGGUGACGACGAAUUUCUUUUUUCAUGCGAAUAUCAUCAGAUGGGUAAGUAUGAGACCGACCGAGGACGGUCCCUGGGACUUGACGACGAGGAGCCACGACGCCUCUGCAGUUCACACGACAUGCACAUCAAUGGGAGAGAAUCGUAUCAGUCGAAUUUCGCCGAAUCUGCAGCUAGCAAAUGCGAAUGGCACUCAGCUUUUCAGGAUGCACCGAACCAGAUCGACAGUCCACCCGGCGAACCUCCAAAUGCUUCGUUUACGAGCUGGAUAGAUGGUAAAUUCGAGCACCUGUCUGUGAUCGAUCGACAUGCCAAUUCCCACAGGCCAGCGCAGAUCGAUACACUAAAUUCGAACCCGUUCGACAAUCACCUGUCAGACUCGGCCGGCGACCCUGUAGAACAAUCUGAUGAUAAAGACACUUUCCUUGAUCCCAAUGACCGUUUGAUCGACUCUGGAUGGGGUGGCGAAUGCUUACGUGACAUAGAAGAUAUCGACUUUGAAUUCGUUUACGCCCUGCAUACAUUCGUCGCGACUGUCGAAGGUCAAGCGAACGCCACGAAAGGCGACACCAUGGUCUUGCUUGACGACAGCAAUAGUUAUUGGUGGCUCGUUCGGGUUGUGAAGGACAGCAGCAUUGGUGAGGAUCUGCUCAACCUCUACUUCGUGUUGAGUCUAGCUAAUGCAGUCAAGGAUACUUGCCUGCUGAACAUAUCGAGACUCCUACAGAGCGACUCGCCCGCCUCAACAAGCACAGAAAUAUCGACCUUUCGGCGACGAUGCUCAGUGACAACUCGGAAAAAACAAGGAAUCCCCUCAAGAAGGCGAUGCGCAGGCGCAACGCCAAGACGGUGCAAUUCGCUGCACCCACUUACGUUGAGGCUUCUGAUUAUGAUUAUUCGAGCGAUGAAGAGGGCGAGACGACUGAAUCCUAUAUCAACGGGGCGCAGGCUGCGGCAGGUACGCAGCAGGCGACAACCGAGGAGGCCGCCGCUGUCGAGCAGAAGGAGGCACCCGCAGAAGUACGAACCAGCACAUCGUCUAACAGAGCUUCGUUCGAUCGCGAACAGGCUGCCAUGGCUGCCAGUGCGCUUGCCGCUGCUGGUGUCACUGACGAUGAGCCACAGCUGUCGCCUAAGCUGAUAGACAAGACUGAGGCUGCACCAUUGAAGUCCCGAAAAGGAACUCCUCGGAACGCCGACUCCUUCCUCAAGGACGACGGCAGCGAAACACGAAAAAUCACACUUACGCCCGGUCUCCUUCGCGAAGACAAUGCGCCUCUCAAGUCACCCACGGAAAGCACUCGUACCGCUAGUAUGGAGAGUCUGACCAAGGUGUCGACAUUCGAGAGUGAUGGCAAGAAGGACAAUGAGAAGAAAAAGAAGGGCGGUAUGCUCAGCGGCUUCUUCAAGAG